GCAGAGCCCCGAAGCCAGUCCUCGGCCGUGACCUUCGGGGACGUGCCCUAGGUGUGGUGUGGCCCUAGGGGAGGGCCAGCUCCGGGUGGGGAAGGGACGCCAGAUUCUUAGGGCCAGUAGGACAGCCCCACGCAGUAGGCUCUCUGGGGUCCGCGCGGCCGACGAAGGUGGGAGGUGGGACCCACCCGGCUCGGCUGCUGGGCCGCGGCCGCUUUAAGGCCCGGGGCCCGCCCCCCACGUCCCGGGGCGGGGUUUCCCUGAACACGCCCCCAGCGCCAGCUGAACCCCGGGUCUAACCACGCCCCCGGGCCGCGCGGGCGCUUCGGUGUGCGGGUGGGUGGCGAACUGCUUUUUGAACCCGGCGCGGGGGUUGCGGCGCGCGCUGAGGUCGGGAGCUGGAUCUACGUCCGGGGCUGGAUCGGGCCGAGAAGCCGACGCUCCCCGGCGUCCGCGUCCGGGUAUGGAGGCCGAGACGCGCGUGUCGCGUUGGUAUUUUGGGGGGCUGGCCUCGUGUGGGGCCGCCUGCUGCACGCACCCGCUGGACCUGCUCAAGGUGCACCUGCAGACGCAGCAGGAGGUGAAGCUGCGCAUGAUGGGCAUGGCGCUGCGGGUGGUGCGGUCCGACGGCGUCCUGGCGCUCUACAGCGGCCUCAGCGCCUCCCUGUGCAGACAGAUGACCUACUCCCUGACUCGGUUCGCCAUCUAUGAAACUGUGCGGGACCAGGUAGCCCAGGGCAGCCAGGGACCUCUGCCUUUCUACAAGAAGGUGUUGCUGGGCUCCAUCAGUGGCUGCAUUGGAGGCUUCGUGGGCACUCCUGCGGACAUGGUCAACGUCAGGAUGCAGAACGACGUGAAGCUACCCGCGAACCAACGUCGAAACUACGCCCACGCCCUGGAUGGCCUGUACCGUGUGGCCCGAGAAGAGGGUCUGAAGAAGCUGUUCUCGGGUGCGAGCAUGGCGUCCAGUCGAGGGGUGUUGGUCACCGUGGGCCAGCUGUCCUGCUACGACCAGGCCAAGCAACUGGUGCUCAGCACAGGGUACCUGUCUGACAGCAUUGUCACACACUUUGUGGCCAGCUUUAUCGCGGGUGGAUGUGCCACAUUCCUGUGCCAGCCCCUGGAUGUGCUGAAGACCCGCCUGAUGAACUCCAGGGGCGAGUAUCAGGGUGUUAUCCAUUGCGCCAUGGAGACUGCAAAGCUGGGGCCGCUAGCCUUUUACAAGGGCCUCUUGCCUGCUGGCAUCCGCCUCAUGCCCCACACCGUGCUCACGUUUGUGUUUCUGGAACAGCUUCGCAAACACUUUGGUAUCAAAGUGCCAUCCUGACGGGGCUGUGGGAGUGGGUUGAGCUGUGCCCAGUCCCCAGUGCCAGCUUCUUCCAGAGUCCAGAUGAGCUGAGUGCUGCCCUGAGCCCUGCACCUGCCCGCAGGGCUCCGGCCCCCCCUCACGCCUGGAUGGAGCUCCCUCCCGUGACCACAGCCCCCCCAAGCCCUGUAACUUCACCUCCACCCCCCACCUGACUCCUCUCCCCCAGCUCUCCCCGCCUGCUGUCCUGGCUGCCCUGCUCUGUGUGUUGACAACUCGCUUGGAGGGGAGGCGUCUGGGCCCCACUUUUGGGUUUCCUCCCCAGUAGGCAGUUAACACUGGAGGCAGGAGUGCGGGCCGCCCAGGCUUUCUGGGGUCCCCUGCCCCUUCUCUGGCCCCCAGGGUUUCCUCUCACUGAGCAGCUGCCUGAAGGCGGCUUCCAGCAGCACCGUCUUCCAGCAGCUCCCUCGAGGACCUGGGUGGCAGAGUAGGGGCACACACCCCCGCCAUCCCCCACCAAAGUGCGUGCAUGUGAACUUCUAUCCUAGGAGAGGGACCAUAGCUUUUCUGACAUUCUCAAAGGUAGCUGUGU
Rhinolophus ferrumequinum (greater horseshoe bat) is the source of this 1895-nucleotide messenger RNA. RefSeq names its product solute carrier family 25 member 10 (gene SLC25A10). The transcript has 11 exons. Gene Ontology annotation, biological process: thiosulfate transport; succinate transmembrane transport; malate transmembrane transport. NCBI's taxonomy places the organism in Eukaryota, Metazoa, Chordata, Mammalia, Chiroptera, Rhinolophidae. The record is from RefSeq and is a predicted model, not a curated record. Gene Ontology annotation, molecular function: oxaloacetate transmembrane transporter activity; succinate transmembrane transporter activity; malate transmembrane transporter activity. Gene Ontology annotation, cellular component: mitochondrial membrane. Bases 461 to 1324 code for a protein of 287 amino acids.